UUAUUGAGUCGGAAGGAUAAAGCCACAUUUGAAAAGUUGGAGUAUGUUAUGAGUAAAGAAGAUAAUUACAAAAGGCUUAGAGACUAUAUCAGCAGCUUGAAGAUGACUCCUUGUAUUCCCUAUUUAGGUAUUUACCUGUCAGACUUAACAUACAUUGACUCUGCCUACCCAUCGACAGGGAGCAUUUUGGAAAGUGAACAGAGAACAAAUUUAAUGAACAACAUUCUUCGAAUUAUCUCAGACUUACAGCAGUCGUGUGAAUAUGAUAUUCCUCUGUUGCCUCAUGUUCAAAAAUACCUGAACUCAGUUCAAUAUAUAGAAGAGCUACAAAAGUUUGUAGAAGAUGACAAUUACAAACUUUCAUUAAAGAUAGAACCAGGGACCAGCACCCCACACUCUGCUGCUUCCAGAGAAGAUUUAGUAGGCUCUGAAGUUGGAGCGUCUCCACAGAGUAGACGGAAAAAUGUUGCAGCUGAAGGAGCCUUGCUACCACCAACACCCCCUUCGCCCAGGAACCUGAUACCACAUGGACAUAGGAAAUGUCACAGUUUGGGAUACAAUUUCAUACACAAAAUGAAUACAACUGAAUUUAAAAGCGCAACAUUCCCCAAUGCAGGACCAAGGCACCUACUGGAUGACAGCGUCAUGGAGCCUCAUGUCCCAUCCCGAGGGCAGGCAGAAAGCUCUACCCUUUCUAGUGGAAUUUCAAUAG
This is a messenger RNA of Nestor notabilis (Kea), 712 nucleotides long. Its product is annotated as ras-specific guanine nucleotide-releasing factor RalGPS1. The record is from RefSeq and is a predicted model, not a curated record. Gene Ontology annotation, cellular component: plasma membrane. Gene Ontology annotation, biological process: positive regulation of GTPase activity; Ras protein signal transduction. Gene Ontology annotation, molecular function: guanyl-nucleotide exchange factor activity. NCBI's taxonomy places the organism in Eukaryota, Metazoa, Chordata, Aves, Psittaciformes, Psittacidae. The transcript is spliced from 6 exons. The annotation marks the transcript as partial.